Fopius arisanus is the source of this 799-nucleotide messenger RNA. RefSeq lists its product as uncharacterized. Lineage: Eukaryota; Metazoa; Arthropoda; Insecta; Hymenoptera; Braconidae. The record is from RefSeq and is a predicted model, not a curated record. The transcript has 4 exons. The coding region runs from base 124 to 591 and encodes 155 amino acids.
CUGGGAAAGUCCUCGUACUUGGGGAAGAAUUACGAAAUAUUCAGACUUUCCGCAUUUCACUUGUCAAUUUUCCUGGUGGAUGAGUCCUUCGGUGAUUCAGGAAUAAUAUCAGGAAAUACCGAGAUGACAUUGAAGGCUCUGCUGAAUUGGGGAGGUUUUGGUAAUUUUGGAAAACCUCAGUACACUCCAGUUGAACGGUGGCAUGGUGGGUACGUAGGUCGUGGAGGACAUGGAAGCUCUUGGGACCACAAGGCCCAUGGACAUGGGCAUUACAAAAAGGGUGGCGGCAAAGGAGGAGGUGGAAGUGCAGCCUUGAGUGCAUUGACACUCCUGGCAUUCCUGUUUCUUCUCAAUGUCAUGCAGCAAUCUAUUAAUGACAACAACGCAACUGUAGUAACAACAACCGCGGCUACAAUAUUUUUACGAGACGUAGGCAGUGAUCUCACCGCCAGAGAAGAAGGUAUUACCCCAAAGCCGAGGAUUUCGAGGGAAGCCCGAGAUUUCGACGAAUAUGGGGAUGAACCACCCCCUCAGGAGACCGAGAAAGGAGACACCUUUGGGUUCGAUCCUCAUCCCCCAUGUUCCCGAUAAUCCUCAUCCCCAGAGUUUCAGAGUUCCACGGAAUGAACUCGAUAAAUUAUUUAUUCAUUUAUUCACUUAUCCAUUUUCUCUUUUCCAUUUUUUAUAUCAAAACAUUUAUAAAUACAUGAUCGUCCAAUAAGUAAGGAAUAUUUAUUAUUUUAUUGAAAAAUUAUUAAAAUAAAUAAAACAUCUAUUAUUUAACGGAUCAUCCAAUAAG